AUGCAUCCAUUUCGUCUGCUGCUGCAGGCUCCCCCCAUAGACAGGCUCCCCCCAGCCAAUCUGCUCUUCAGCAGCAGACGAAAUGGACAUGUUCACUAUACGCUCCUGACAGUGGAGUUUGCCGGCGAGGGCAGCGCCACCUGUAGCGGCGAAAGCACAACUCUGGAUGCAACGCCCACGUCCUGCCUGCCCCAGGUGCACCCUGCGCCCAAGAGACUGGAGCGGGGCAGCUUCAGGUCGGCCGACAAGUUCUCGUCCAGCGGCAGGCGUUCCAAGCGGCUGCAGUCCGUGGCGGGUCCAACGAGCGGACGCCUCAGGCGCAAUGACGCCUUCUCCAGCACGUCCAGGGAGAGCAUCGGCGCUGACAGAACUCGCAAGGGAAGUGUGCGCAGCCGCGACGGGCACAGCUCGCAGCAAAACCUCGAGCAACGUGCCGACGUCUUGGAAGUGGUGAUGAACAACCUGGUGGUCUUCUUUGUCCUGCUGUCGCUGGUGCUGGGCUUCGCAGUGGGGGCUGUUCUGAAUCCACUGCACCUCAGCGAGCUGCAGAGAAGCAUGAUGCGUCUUCCCGGCGAGCUGUUCGUGCGGGUGUUGCAGUGCCUGGUCAUCCCGCUGUUCAUCACGAGCGUGGUGAGCGCGGUGGGCGGCCAACCGACGGCGGAGGGAGCGCGUCUCGCCCUGCGCACGCUCGCCUACUUCUCGCUGAUCACGCUGUGGUCUGCGACCAGCGGCAUGGUCAUCACGCUGCUCCUGCGCCCUGGCGUCGGGGCGAGGAAGCUGCCGCCCCACCGGCUAUACAAUGCCACCAUGAGGGCCGACUCGCUGCUCGACAUAUUCAGGAACGUAAUUCCGGAGAACUUCGUGGAAGCAUUCGUCUUCAUGUUAUUGCCUCCGCCGCUGUGCUCUGCGAUGACCGACUUGGGCGGCGUCUUCGCUGUCGGCGUCGAGACUCCCCCCGCGGGCAGCUCGCACUUUCUCCUGCGGCUGGCACGCGUGCUCAGCUCCAAGUUCCAGCGCAUGACCGAGAAGACGUUGUGGCUCUCGCCAGUGGCCGUGAGCACGCUCAUCGCCGUAGACGCGUCGCGCGUCUCGGAUCUGUCGACGGUCAUGUGGCACCUGGGCCAAUACUCGUUCACCGUGCUGCUGGGACUCGGGGUUCACGCGUUCCUCUUCCUACCUGCACUCUACAUGACCAAGGUGCGUCGCGACGCGGGUCGCUUCUUCCUGCACCUGCUGCAUCCGCUGGCCAUCGCAUUCGGUUCCCGCUCGAGCAUGGUGGGCAGCCCAGCCGCCAUGGCGAUCCUGGAAAAGAAGGUCGGCCUGCACCCGGACUCGGUGCGUCUGAUUGUGCCCAUAAGCGCGGUGAUCAACCACGACGGCACUGCCCUGUACACCAUGGUGUCCGUGCUGUUCGCGGCGCAGCUGCAGGGCGAGAGCCUCGGCGUCAGCUCGCUGGUCGUGCUCCUCGCCUCGUGCUGCGUCGCCACCAUGGGCGAGUACGGGCUGAUGCCCACCUACCGCGGCCCGGCGCGCACUGCCCUGCUCCUGACGGUGGUGGGCUUGUCACCCGACGACAUGGGCUACAUGGUCGUCGUGCACUGGCUGCUGCAGCGAGCAGCGAGCACGGUGAAUCUGCUGAGCGACUGUGUGGGCGCCGCCAUCCUGCAACAGGACAUGCUGCAGGCCCGUGCGGGGUCGAGCCGCUCGUUCAGCGCUCGGCACGGGCUAGGUUCCAUCGUGAGCCUGCCCACCAAGGACAACCCGUCGUCGGGCCUGCCAGGCCCGCAACCCACGCGCCUGCUCGACCACGGGUCCCCCAAGCCACAAAUGAAGCUCGACCACUGA
Molecule: messenger RNA, 1845 nt
Organism: Dermacentor silvarum
Lineage: Eukaryota; Metazoa; Arthropoda; Arachnida; Ixodida; Ixodidae
Product: excitatory amino acid transporter 1-like
Exons: 9
Coding region: 1-1845 (614 amino acids)
Cellular component (GO): plasma membrane
Molecular function (GO): glutamate:sodium symporter activity; neutral L-amino acid transmembrane transporter activity; L-glutamate transmembrane transporter activity
Source: RefSeq, a predicted model, not a curated record